This is a messenger RNA of Naegleria gruberi, 1236 nucleotides long. RefSeq lists its product as uncharacterized. Lineage: Eukaryota; Heterolobosea; Eutetramitea; Acrasida; Naegleriidae. The transcript has a single exon. The record is from RefSeq and is a predicted model, not a curated record. The annotation marks the transcript as partial.
AUGAUUCUAAGUGGGUGUUUAUUGGUUUGGCUAUCUUCUUAUCUGGUAACAGAGAAGGCAAUUAAUGAUUUGUCUACCAAGCUCAUAAACGAAUCUGGAAGAAAGAUUAUAACCUAUCUCGAUGGUGUUAUGACACCAAUCGCCAAAUUGACCAAAACCAUGGCCAGAGAAUAUACCACAGGUGUUGUGACCAUUCCCAUGUUUAGAAAUUACUUGUUUCCAAAGUUUGUAGAAUUUCGAACUACUGGUUGUGGAUUCUUCUUCAGCGUUCCUCUCCCAUCCAGAUAUACCUAUACUAUUAGUGGAACCACGAGUAAUCCAUUUCCAGUUUUUGCCUAUCAACCAUAUGGAUAUCCAGGCACCAUUAGAGAUAUUGUGAAUAUCACCACAGGAGACAUUGUAAAAGUCAAUUCUACAGUUGACUUGACUCCUUACGUACCUGCCAAACAAGAUUUCUUCAUUUAUACAUUGAAAAACUAUUACGAAAAGGGGUUGGAAGGAGUGUAUGGAGAACCAUACAAGGUUUUGGGAAGUACAGUUGCCAUUUAUUAUUCUCAAUUAAUGUACGAUCCAGAAAUUUACAAACUAAACAAGACGAAAUCAUUGGUUGGAUUGGCCAAAGUUAAUCUUUCACUAGAAACGAUUGUAAACUUUCUCUCCAAGAUUGAAUUACUGGGAAGAGGUUACGUUCUGGUAGCUCAGGACAAUUUCAUUGUCAUUGGUGGAUCCAUCGAUACCAUUUCAGGAGAUGGUUUAAAUAGCACAAACAUCUUUGAUGUCAAGUCGAGAAAUGCUGGUUCACUAAUGAAACAAUUCUACGAGUUGAACAAUAGAACAUUUAGUAUUUUGCCAUCUGUGAUGAAAAUUGUGGGAGAAUCUGAUGGUGUUAGCUAUAUCAUUACUCCGUACAAGUAUGUUUUGGAAAAUAUGCAGUGGAACAUUUUCUUUGUUUUGUACGAAUCAGAGGUGACUGAAGCUUUGAUUUUGACAACUUCAAUUUCUAUUGGUGUCACUGUUGGAAUUAUUGUUCUUGGAAUUGUUGGAAGUUUUGUUACUGGACUAGUUGUUUCGAGACCUAUGAAGUUCUUGGAGAAGCAAUUCGAAAGAAUCAAAGUUCUUGAUUUGGGUAGUGUUUCGAAUAACAGUUCCAUGUUUAGAGAAGUGAACUCAAUUUUCAAUAAUUUGAAGAAUACAGUUGAGUGGCUUGCUGAAAUUAAAACUUUCAUUCCUCAAUCA